This is a messenger RNA of Cyprinodon tularosa, 2064 nucleotides long. Its product is annotated as GATA zinc finger domain-containing protein 14-like. NCBI's taxonomy places the organism in Eukaryota, Metazoa, Chordata, Actinopteri, Cyprinodontiformes, Cyprinodontidae. The record is from RefSeq and is a predicted model, not a curated record. The transcript is spliced from 4 exons. The coding region runs from base 1 to 1653 and encodes 550 amino acids.
AUGAAGCUGAUCUUUUUUCUGACUGUCAUCUGGGCUCUCUACAGCAAAGCGCCACCUACACCGCUACUCAACGCCCUUCAGUGUGUUGUUUGUGACCCCACCACAUCUCAGUGCACCACUUCCAUGCCAUGUUCAGGAGAUGAGAGCAACUGUAACAACAACCACAACUGCAGCACCAACAACUACAACAGUGGCACCAACCACCACAACUGCAGCGCCAACAACUACAACAGUGGCACCAACAACUACAACAAUGGCACCAACCACCACAACCGCAGCACCAACAACUACAACAGUGGCACCAACUACCACAACUGUUGCUACAACCACCACAACAAUGGCACCAACUACCACAACUGCAGCACCAACCACUACAACAGUACCACCAACCACCACAACUACAGCACCAACAACUACAACAGUGGCACCAACUACAACAACUGUUGCACCAACUACCACAACUGCAGCGCCAACCACUACAACAGUGGCUCCAACCACCACAUCUACAGCACCAACAACUACAACAGUGGCACCAACUACCACAACUGUUGCACCAACCACCACAACAGCAGCACCAACAACAGCACCAACUACCACAACUGCAGCACCAACCACCACAACUGCAGCACCAACAACUACAAUACUGGCUCCAACUACCACAACCAUUGCACCAACAAGUACAACCGUGGCACCAACCUCCACAACUGCUGUACCUACAACUACAACAGUGGCACCAACUACCACAACUGUUGCAACAACCACCACAACAAUGGCAACAACUACCACAACUGCAGCACCAACCACUAUAACAGUGGCACCAACCACCACAACUACAGCACCAACAACUACAACAGUGGCACCAACUACCACAACUGUUGCACCAACUACCACAACUGCAGCACCAACCACUACAACAGUGGCUCCAACCACCACAUCUACAGCACCAACAUCUACAACAGUGGCACCAACUACCACAACUGUUGCACCAAUUACCACAACAGCAGCACCAACAACAACAGCACCAACUACCACAACAAUUGCAUCAACAACCACAGCAGUGCCACAAACUACCAUAACUCCUGUACAAACAACUACAACAGUGGCACACACUACCACAACUGUUGCACCAACCACCACAACAGCAGCACCAACAACAACACCAACUACCACAACUGCAGCACCAACCACCACAACAGCAGCACCAACAAGUACAACAGUGGUACCAACCACCACAACUGCUGCACCAACAACUACAACAGUGGCACCAACUACCAUAACUGUUGCACCAAUUACCACAACAGCAGUACCAACAACUACAACAACAGCACCAACUACCACAACAAUUGCAUCAACAACCACAGCAGUGCCACAAACUACCAUAACUCCUGUACAAACAACUACAACAGUGGCACACACUACCACAACUGUUGCAGCAACUACCACAACCAUGGCACCAGCCACCACCGCCAAAACAGUAGCACCAGCAACUACCACAACUGUGACACCAGCAACCACCACAAAAGUGGCACCAGCAACCACCACAACAGUGGCGCCAGCAACCACCACAACAGUGGCACCAGUAAUAACCACAACCAAAUCACCUACAUCAUCCACAGCAUCCCAGUCAGCCACCACUGCAUCAACCACAAGUAGUGCUUCUAGCGCGGCCAUGGGCACCCUUCAUCUAUUACUUUUAUUGACUGUUGUCAUUCUGUAAAUAUCUUUUAAAAAAUUAAAAGCAUCACAUCAAUGGUAAAUUAAGAAAUGGUUAGUCUCAAAAGUCAUGGAAGUCUAUUUUAGUUUCUUAUGCUUUCCUUUGAUUGAUUUUAUUUAUUGGUUUCUUAUUUUUGGUUUUUAUUUAAUUAUAUUUAUUACUUUUUACGCUCGUAUUUUUUUUCUUAUUCAAACUGUGUACUGCAGCUGUGUCUUAUCAAAAUGUAUUUUAUUCAUGUUGUAAGUUUUACAACACAAUUUCGAUUAUAUAAACAUCGUAGUGUUUUGGAGAUUCAUAUCUACACAAUUUCCUCAAGAUGUUGGAGACUGUGAAAUAAACCUCUUUAUUAA